Molecule: messenger RNA, 486 nt
Organism: Saprolegnia diclina VS20
Lineage: Eukaryota; Oomycota; Saprolegniomycetes; Saprolegniales; Saprolegniaceae
Exons: 2
Coding region: 1-486 (161 amino acids)
Source: RefSeq, a predicted model, not a curated record
AUGUUGCCCAAGAGCGGGACGCUGCGGCCUCUGAACGACGAGGGCUUCGAGUGGCCAAGCUUGUUCGACAUCAAGGAUUUUGUAACGUUCGGCGCGACGUUGGACCUUUGGACGGCCAAGUCGGGCGGCAAGGAUGUCAUCUGGAUCCCCGCCGACGCCUCGGCUUUGCAGCAGCGGCUCUCUUUUGUUGCGCAUUGUGGACCGAUAGGCCACCGUAGCAAGUUUGCGAAGAAGAUGCACCUGAAGCGGCUCUUUUGGCUUGAUCAACUGGACGUCAAGCUGACGGCCUUUAUGGAUCAGUGCUUGCUCUGCCCUCACGUGAAGGGUGGGCGCGUGAUUCAACGCCCGCCCAGCCAGCUCUGGUAUGCGUCUCGUCCCAACGAAGGCAUCCUCUUUGAUUUCCUCUAUUUGGGUGACUCGUUCAAGGGCUCCAAGUACGAGCUCGUGCUCAAAGACGACUUGACGCACUAUUGCGAGCUCGUGUGA